UUUCCUCUUCCACUUGCAAUCAAAUUUUCAUUGUGUAUAUAAAAACAACUUUCCAGAGGAAAUUUUUUAAUAUUUGACAUAUAUUCUAAAACACACUGAAUCAGACAAACAUAUAUAAUUUAGGUACGUAUAUGGUGAAUCAGUCCAAGAACAAGUUGAGCAUGAAGACCAAGUAUGGAGCAGCAGUUGCACCUGUAUUCAUCCUUGCUGGUGCAUACGUCGCUUGGAACUACAUAAAUCGUGGUUUAUGGAGAAAGAAAGAUGAUAAAAGUGGUCGAGAUAUUAGCAGAAAAAAGAUUGGUAAAAGCGUUGGAGAACAAAAAGGAGAUGAUAAGGUGAAAAGCUUUGGUAAGGAGGCUUCUUCAGCAAGAGAUAAGAAAAGUCUCUCAAGAUCUGUUUCAGUGGGGGCUAUUCGAGGAGGAAAAUUAGCAUUGCAGAGGUUACUUGAUUUGCACUCAUAUCGAGCUGAUACUUCUUCACUUGCCAAUGCUGAGAUUGAGUUUGAAGCAUUACUUUCCGAGGAACAUCCUGACUUUGGGAUGCUUCAGAGAGACAUUGUGAAGAUGGAAAUGAGUGGAAAAGAAGCAAAAGGAGUGGAGAUAUUAAAGAAAGCACUAGAGAAAGCAAGAAAGGAAAGGAAAGGUCAUGAGGCUUAUGAGAUUGAGAUGUUGCUUGUUGAGAUGUUGAUCUACUUGGGUAACAUGGAUGAGGCUAAAAGAUGUAAGUGUCUAGAGGAUGAAGUCAUUACAGAUGCAAGACGUCCUCUUUACCAGACUAUAAUCCAUUACCUUCGAGGUGAUCCUAUGAAGCAAGUCGAGGAGACAUUCAACAAGUUCAAAGAGAUUCAAAUUAGUCUACAAUGGCCUGGUAGCUCAGAAGAAUGUGAGAUUGAACAAAUCACAUUCCAUGAGUUCAAGAAAGUGAUGGAGUCUCUCAAGCUAGAAAUCGAAGAUGGAAACAAAAGAAGAUCGACGUUAAUCAAAGAUAAAACGACGGAAGCUAGACCUCAAUAAUUUCAAAAAAAUGGUUUUAUAUAUUAACCAAGAUUUAAAUACAUAAAUAAUGAUACUCUUGAUAUAAUAUAUCAAACUAGAUUUAGACCUAUGCUACAGCACGGGUUGAAAUACAUCUUAUUAUUUUUAAAAUAUUAUAUAUGUAAUUGUUUAUAAUAUUAUUUGGAUGCAACUCAUGCAAACAA
This is a messenger RNA of Camelina sativa (false flax), 1198 nucleotides long. RefSeq lists its product as uncharacterized. NCBI's taxonomy places the organism in Eukaryota, Viridiplantae, Streptophyta, Magnoliopsida, Brassicales, Brassicaceae. The record is from RefSeq and is a predicted model, not a curated record.